GGAUGUUGUGGCACUGAAAACGGAGACAACUCUACAUCCGGGCUGCACACAACAGUCAAGCUACAAAAGAAAAAUAUAUAUUUAUUCGUUUUAAUAUGGCACAGUGCACAGAACCGUCCUCCAGCUCUGGAGAGAAUGGAGAGGUGAAUAAAGAGAGGAAAGUGGCGUUCAUUACGGGCAUCACUGGGCAGGAUGGUUCCUAUCUGGCUGAUUUCCUGUUGGCGAAGGGCUACAAGGUCCAUGGUCUUCUACGCCGGUCCAGUUCAUUUAACACGGGUCGCAUCGAACAUCUCUACCAGAACCCCCAGACACACACUGAAGGCAACAUGAAGUUGCAUUAUGGUGACCUAACAGACAGCACAUGCCUGGUGAAGAUCAUCAACCAGAUCAAGCCUACAGAGAUCUACAACCUGGGGGCUCAGAGUCAUGUCAAGAUCUCUUUUGAUUUGGCUGAGUACACAGCCAAUGUGGAUGGUGUAGGCACACUGCGCCUGCUGGAUGCCAUCAAGACGUGUGGUCUGACCAACAGCGUGCGUUUCUACCAGGCCUCCACCAGUGAACUGUACGGCAAAGUCCAAGAGAUCCCUCAGAAAGAGACUACGCCUUUCUAUCCCCGCUCGCCUUAUGGCGCUGCUAAGCUCUAUGCCUAUUGGAUUGUGGUGAACUUUCGAGAGGCCUACAACAUGUUUGCUGUCAACGGGAUCCUCUUCAAUCAUGAGAGCCCCAGGAGAGGCUCAAACUUUGUGACCCGUAAGAUCAGCCGGUCAGUGGCGAAGAUUCACCUGGGCCAGCUGGAGAACUUCAGCCUUGGCAACCUGGACUCCAAGAGAGACUGGGGGCAUGCCAAGGACUACGUGGAGCUGCCCUUGGUUGGCCAAUCGGGUUCAGAGAGUGCAGCAAUAUCAAUCCAGAAUCUCCUCAGCUCUCAGGCUAUGUGGCUGAUGCUGCAAACAGAGGAACCAGAGGACUUUGUUAUAUCAACGGGGGAGGUCCACAGUGUGAGGGAGUUUGUGGAGAAGGCCUUCAGACAUGUGGGGAAGACCAUUGUAUGGGAAGGCAAGGAUGAGAUGGAGGUAGGACGUUGUCAGGAGACAGGGGUGAUACAUGUGAGAGUGGACCCCAAAUAUUUCCGCCCAACUGAAGUGAGCUGCCAGUCUGAGUUUGCACCCUACAGGUCUCUGCCAGUGUCGAGUUUUGGCUCGGCCCUGCUGACAUACUUCCAAGUUCAUGUGUCGCUUAAAGGCAGAAACUGCUGUGAGAUGACUGACAGCCCUGUGGUUUUUCCUCCAACCUCUCGUUCUGAGGAAAGGAGUGAGGUGGAGACGGAGAAGUCGGGAGGUGAUAAAUAG
Lampris incognitus (smalleye Pacific opah) is the source of this 1349-nucleotide messenger RNA. It is a transcript of the gene gmds, whose product is annotated as GDP-mannose 4,6-dehydratase. The record is from RefSeq and is a predicted model, not a curated record. Gene Ontology annotation, molecular function: GDP-mannose 4,6-dehydratase activity. The transcript is spliced from 12 exons. Lineage: Eukaryota; Metazoa; Chordata; Actinopteri; Lampriformes; Lampridae. Bases 96 to 1349 code for a protein of 417 amino acids. Gene Ontology annotation, biological process: GDP-mannose metabolic process.